AUGUUGUAUGCUGAAAGCUUGGGAAUCGAUGUUGAAAAGGAGCAAGACUUGCUUUAUAUCGCUAAGGAAGGGAUUUCUGCACAUUUACCGACUGGCUGGCAAGUUCUCAAGGAUGAAAAUAAUCAAAUAUUCUAUUAUGACAGUGCAUCUGGUAUUAGUUUAUGGGAGCAUCCAUUAGAUAGACACUUUCGAGAUUGUGUUGUUAAAGCCCGUCAGAAGAAACAAGAUGCCAUUGAUACAACAAGUAGUUCUGGCAAAGUCCCUCAUGAUAAGUCUGUAGAAACUGGUUGCGUCGUGUCAAAUGGUUUAUUGCGCCCGCAUUCGAAAUCAUCCAUAAACAACAAAGAGGUAGCAAGAGGAUAUACACCAACCCGUUCUGAUCCUCAUGAAGGCAAGCUGAAUACAAAUAAUUCCAAAGAACUCAUAGAAAAGCACGAAAGCAAUAAUCAGUUCUCGACCAGUGCUCUUGCAGAACCUCGCAUUCAAUGUCCAGUUGUUACUACUAGAAACGAUGAUCAUCUGCUAGUUACAGAUGAUCCUACUGAAUAUCUUGAGAUAAAAUUAUCCAAAAAUAAGAUACAUGAGAAAUCACUUGUUAAUAAUCAUGAGAAACUUCAACGAUCCUCUCGUAAAGACCAUCUUUCAUCAGAAGGUUUUAAAUAUUGGUCAGAAAUGUACAAAGAAAAUCUUCGUCAAGCAGAUGAAAACCUAACUGUAUUACAGUCAAAAAUAAGAGAAUCUUUGUUAUUAACUAGCAGUCAUAAAAACACCAACUCAAAUCUCUGCAAUAAUCCAACACCAAAUUCACUCACUAAAUACAAUCCUACGACAAUAACGAAGGAUUCACAUAUUGUAAGCAAUUUAUCUAGAUGUUUCUCAUCAUCGGAUCUUUUGAACAUUGUAGAUAACAAUCAAACAUAUUGUAAACGAUUAGAGUUAUUUUCUAGUCCUGUGAAAAAAAUUGAAAAUACAUUUAAUGAAGAUAUUCUAUGCCCUGAAGUUGGUAUAUCUCCAACUGCUGUCAUUCAAACAGAGUCAUCUAAUAGAAAUGAUAAAUAUAUUGGCCAUGGUGUAUCGUCUUUAGAUGCCAAUUCAAAAUUAUCUUCAUCUAUACUUCCUGAAAAUAUGAAAAAUUCUACAUAUCAGCUCACUCCAGGUAGAACGUGUUUAACAGAACAAAAUGCCAGUGUAGAAAAAUCGACUGAUGGAAUUCAAGAGGAUCAAAGUGAUUUGAAGUUAAAGCCCAAUAAAAACUUGAUUAAUUUAUCAGAAUGUAUUAGUCAUUUAGUUGAAGAACGUUCUCGUGUACAAGGCAAAUUGUUUCGUCUUAAGUCGAACUCCAAACGACGUCAACCUGCUAACCGCGUGUAUAUUCGUAGUCUCAUUGCUAAAACAUUGUGA
Molecule: messenger RNA, 1401 nt
Organism: Schistosoma mattheei
Lineage: Eukaryota; Metazoa; Platyhelminthes; Trematoda; Strigeidida; Schistosomatidae
Source: the annotation of a GenBank genome assembly